Messenger RNA from Sordaria macrospora k-hell, 423 nucleotides. RefSeq lists its product as uncharacterized. The record is from RefSeq and is a predicted model, not a curated record. NCBI's taxonomy places the organism in Eukaryota, Fungi, Ascomycota, Sordariomycetes, Sordariales, Sordariaceae.
AUGAACACCACCGCCGCCCUCCGAACCAUCCUCUUCCUAGCCAGCGUCUUGACAGCCUCAGCUUCCCCAGACUCAGGUGCACCCGACUUACCACCACCCAGCCUCGAAGCCCCUUCUCUUCAAGUGCACAACGAGCUCAACUUCGCCUUCAACAACAACCUCCCGCGACAAAUCUCAACAGGCCAAGAGCUCCAACCUUUCUUCACGGCCAACUUCCUUGGCGGGCAGUCGCCACAGCCGAUAGUCUUUUCCGGGGAUGCUAAAAGAUCGUUUGAAGUUGGUGGUGAUACAUUUGUUAGUCUUCUUUCCUUUUCUUUUUUUCUCGUUUUUUCUUCCCCGGCUUUUUUUGUGACGCUUGCCCCCUUACUUCUGCUUCGGGCGAGUAGAACAUUGGCUUUACACUUGCACGUGAAGUUAUGCUGA